CCCUGUUGCAUUGUGGUCUAAAGGAAGCUGCUGCUGCUGCUCCGGAAUCUGAAGAAUCUCUCCGCUGACUCUCCGCCUCCAAACCUUCUCCUCCGUCGACAGCUCGUCCUUCCUCUCCCCGGACCUCCAUCUUAUUUCCUCCACCUUCUCUCUCGCUGUCGAUCAACGAGAAAAGAAAAUGUCUCAGGCGGAUAAAAUGAAGCAGGGACAGUUCACCAACCCAGAGACUCCGGGGUACGUUGGUUUUGCCAACCUUCCAAAUCAGGUUCAUCGCAAGUCGGUGAAGAAGGGGUUCGAGUUCACUCUCAUGGUUGUAGGAGAAUCUGGGCUCGGAAAAUCCACCCUGAUCAACAGCCUCUUCCUGACUGACCUUUACCCUGAGAGAGUCAUCCCGGGGGCCGCAGAGAAGAUCGAGAGGACGGUUCAGAUCGAAGCAUCGACGGUGGAGAUCGAGGAGAGAGGAGUGAAGCUCCGUCUCACGGUUGUAGACACUCCAGGAUACGGAGACGCCAUCAACAGCCAGGACUGUUUCAGCACCAUCAUUGCCUACAUCGACGACCAGUUCGAGCGCUACCUCCACGACGAAAGUGGCCUCAACCGCAGACACAUAGUGGACAACAGGGUCCACUGCUGCUUCUACUUCAUCUCCCCUCUGGGCCACGGCCUCAAACCUUUGGACGUCCAGUUCAUGAAGGCCAUCCACAACAAGGUGAACGUGGUUCCGGUCAUCGCCAAGGCCGACACGCUCACCCUCAGGGAGAGGGAGAGGCUGAAGCGCAGGAUCCUGGAUGAGAUUGACGAGCACGGCAUCAAGAUCUACCACCUUCCCGACGCCGAGUCCGACGAGGACGAAGAUUUUAAAGAGCAGACCAGAAUCCUCAAGGCCAGCAUCCCGUUCGCCGUGGUCGGGUCCAACCAGCAGAUCGAGGCCAAGGGGAAGAAGGUCAGGGGGCGCCUGUACCCGUGGGGGGUGGUGGAAGUGGAGAACCCGGAGCACAACGACUUCCUGAAGCUGAGAACCAUGCUGAUAACCCACAUGCAGGACCUACAGGAAGUGACCCAGGACCUGCACUAUGAGAACUUCCGCUCGGAUCGCCUCAAACGGGGCGGCAGGUUGUCAUCACAUGGUUACGUUCUGCCUCUGUCUCCUGCGAAGGGACCGGAGCCGGAGGAAAUGGACAAGGACGUGAUUCUGCAGGAGAAGGAGGCUGAGCUGAGGAGGAUGCAGGAGAUGAUCGCCAAGAUGCAGGCCCAGAUGCAGAAGCCCCGAGAAGGAGAGGCAGAGGGUCAGCAUGUUUAAGGAGAUAAAGGUGGUUAAAUGAUGCAUAACUACCCCUGACCAACUAAACCCCCCCCCCCCCCCCCCCCCAUGUGCUAGUACCACAUAGAACCUGAAGGCGUUACUUUUUUUUUAUAUAUUAGCUAUAUUCCAUGUUACUGUAUUUACAGAUAUAAAGGUCCUUUUUUAAAAAUAAAUGAAGUCCAAUAAUCCAUCAGUGAAGAUGGUGAAGGCAUCACUGGGACGCUCUGUUACGUUGAUUUAAUUUUUAUCUCUUCUGUUCAGAAAGCCAAACUAUUGCUGAAUCUGUUCAGAUGUUUGUGAAAAUGAAUUAUUGGGAGAUGCGACUAUUAAACGCGGUUAAAACUUCCUUCCUGCCAUUAAAUAGACCCCGACCUGCUCAGUGUUAUUCCAUUUAUCAAGACGCUGCGCUGCUUUAUCCGCAACUGCUGUAGCUCAGCGUAGCCAUAGAAACCGUAUGGAGGCAACUUCGCUCCUUUAUUGUUAAAAAAAAUGGGAAAGAAAUGCAAUCUAGAAAUUAAACGGUUUUCUCCUAUUUUUCUCAAUUUUAAACGUUACAGAUUAAUUUGUUUUACAAAUGUUACAUUUAAAAUUUGAUCUGAUCUGUGUUUUCUGAAUUAUUUUCGUAAUGCCAGAUUGUAAAACUUGAUCUGAAAGUGGAAUUUGGUGGAAACUAAUUUCUGUUUGACAACAUUUCGUUUUAAACGAUAAAGGAGCUAAAUCGCCUCCAUAGAACUGCCUUUCACUGUGGCUAAGCUAACGGUCUUCCUGUGCUUCUGACUGACGGAGCAUCGAGGCAUGACGCCGCUUGGUGCUUUAAAGCACCAUCCGUUUGGGAGUUCUGCAAUCGAUCGAUUGAUGCUGUGACUCGGGAACUCAUCCCGACUCGUGAGAACUUGACGUUUCUGCAGUCGCCGACGACGACCCGAUGACGUCUGUGUAGCUAACCUUUUCCCUAAGCCAGCCAAAAAUGUGAAUUCUUGACAUUCCUCUUUGUGCUGUUUCUACCCAACAUCUGAAGUACCAAAUAUUGUUCUGAAUGCUUAUAUUGUAUACAAAAUGUUUAUUAAACUUUUAAACAAUCUCAUUUUUAA
This is a messenger RNA of Cyprinodon tularosa, 2394 nucleotides long. It is a transcript of the gene septin2, whose product is annotated as septin 2. Gene Ontology annotation, cellular component: septin ring; microtubule cytoskeleton; septin complex. The transcript is spliced from 13 exons. Gene Ontology annotation, molecular function: GTP binding; molecular adaptor activity; GTPase activity. Bases 179 to 1300 code for a protein of 373 amino acids. Gene Ontology annotation, biological process: cilium assembly; regulation of exocytosis; cytoskeleton-dependent cytokinesis. Lineage: Eukaryota; Metazoa; Chordata; Actinopteri; Cyprinodontiformes; Cyprinodontidae. The record is from RefSeq and is a predicted model, not a curated record.